AUGGCGUCCGCCCUCGGUCGUCUGGCGCGACUCUCGGCUCUGUCCGCGCCGCUGCCCCGGUGCAGUAGGCUUGGGACGGCCGUGGUUCCCUGCCGCUCCGCCGUCUUCACUUCCUCUGGUGCGGUUCUGCCCAAACCCAAGAAGACCCCCUUCGGUGUGAUCCGGAUCGGUCUGGUCGUGGUUCCGUUCUUGUAUGUGGGAACUCAGAUCAGCAAGAACUUUGCAGCGCUGCUGGAGGAGCACGACAUCUUUGUUCCGGAGGACGAUGACGACGACGACUGACGCGCCUGGUACCUGCCGCACCAGGUGAA
Synchiropus splendidus (mandarinfish) is the source of this 311-nucleotide messenger RNA. Its product is annotated as essential MCU regulator, mitochondrial-like. Gene Ontology annotation, biological process: mitochondrial calcium ion homeostasis; calcium import into the mitochondrion. The transcript has 2 exons. The record is from RefSeq and is a predicted model, not a curated record. Bases 1 to 282 code for a protein of 93 amino acids. NCBI's taxonomy places the organism in Eukaryota, Metazoa, Chordata, Actinopteri, Syngnathiformes, Callionymidae. Gene Ontology annotation, cellular component: uniplex complex; mitochondrial inner membrane.